This is a messenger RNA of Symbiodinium sp. CCMP2592, 195 nucleotides long. The record is from the annotation of a GenBank genome assembly. Lineage: Eukaryota; Dinophyceae; Suessiales; Symbiodiniaceae.
AUGGGUGCCGAGCCCACUUCAAAGGCGAUCAAGGCCAUUAUGAUCACCGAGGACUACAUGCGGAAGAAUGGAACCCUGGAUGAGCAGGUUCUUGCCUUCACGGUGAUGAAGGAUUGGUUCAAGGAGGGAACGGAGGAUCGAAGCAGGCUGCUCUUACGGUGCAGACUACUGCCGGCUAGUGAAAUGCCAGAGUGA